Messenger RNA from Capronia coronata CBS 617.96, 1458 nucleotides. RefSeq lists its product as uncharacterized. The transcript is spliced from 2 exons. The record is from RefSeq and is a predicted model, not a curated record. NCBI's taxonomy places the organism in Eukaryota, Fungi, Ascomycota, Eurotiomycetes, Chaetothyriales, Herpotrichiellaceae. Bases 1 to 1458 code for a protein of 485 amino acids. Gene Ontology annotation, biological process: uroporphyrinogen III biosynthetic process. Gene Ontology annotation, molecular function: uroporphyrinogen-III synthase activity.
AUGCCACCACCGCCUCCUCCAUCCACGAUCCCCGUCCUCCUCCUCAAAACCCGGUCACAACCGCACGACGCUUAUGAAGAGUAUUUCUCCACAACACCCCUCAAUGCCGCUGCGACGCUGACAACCGCGGAGGAAGGCGUUGGGGUUGGGGAGGAAGAGUGGGAUCGAAACGGCACGGCUGGACGUCCAGUCUCUUUCUCAUUCGAGCCGCAGUUCGUGCCAGUCCUAGAACACCGACCGAACAGAGAGAGUUUGGAUGUCUUGAAGCAGGCUCUGGAAGAGGGCUCGCUGGGCCAGAAGUACGGUGGGAUGAUCUUUACGAGUCAGAGGGCCGUCGAGGCGUGGGCGGAGGUGGUCAAGAGUACGGAGCGGCAGGAACGGUCGUCGCAACAGAAUAUAUUGGGUGAGGAUAGUUCUGGAGAGAAACAGAGACAAACACAAACACAAGAGGAUAGGUUGCAAGACACAAACAGAAGCAGAAUUACAGAGACGAGGACAGGUGUUGAACUUGGAACUGGGAUCGGUAUGACCUUGAAUGGAAUUGAAGUCGACAACACAACGGCAUCACACACACAUGGCUACGAAAGGGCGGCCCAACGCGCACGGAAAGCAGAGUAUAUCGACGACGACGACGACAACGAUGAUCACAACAACUCCUCCUUCCCACUAUAUUCAGUCGGCCCAGCGACAUCACGGGCAUUGAACACGUUGAUCAACGAAUCUACCCGCCUCACCACGGAGUCAUCACCAUUUGCGCGUCUCCGACCUUCAGUGGUGGGCGAACAUACCGGCAACGGCGCCAAUCUUGCAGACUACAUCCUGUCGCAUUACAACGAAUUAGACCAGCGGAGCAUCCCCACGACCCCGACCAUGACCACAGAUCCCGGACGAGAGUCACCAUCACCUUUGCCGAAAAAAGGACUCUUGUUCCUCGUAGGCGAGCAGCGAAGAGACAUCAUUCCCAAAACAUUGAUGGAUGUCGACGGCAAACUCGACCCCCAGCAACGGAUUGCCGUGGACGAGGUCGAAGUGUACCGUACGGGCGUGAUGACUUCGUUUCAGGACGAUUUCAGUACGCGCAUCACUUCGUCGCGGCGCGAAGGACGCCAUCUCGUCGUCGUCGUCGUGUUUAGUCCGCAGGGCUGCGAGGCCAUGCUUCACGCCCUGGGGUUCAUUGAUGGUGCAAACCGGUUGACAGAGUCGGCUGUGAGUCGGUGGGACAAGAACGUGUCGGCAGUCACUUCGACUUCGACUUCAAUUUCGACUUCGGCUGCUACUGAUUAUGUUCUUGACCAGCACCACAGUCAGACAUUUGUGGUUGUCACAAUUGGACCGACGACCAGAGAUCACUUGAGGGACAAAUUCGGCUUUGAGGCCGACGUGUGUGCCGCGAAACCAAGUCCACAGGGCGUGGGCGAGGGAGUCGAGGCAUUCUUACGCGGUAAAGGGUUGAUUUGA